Messenger RNA from Myotis davidii, 1949 nucleotides. RefSeq names its product inter-alpha-trypsin inhibitor heavy chain H3. The record is from RefSeq and is a predicted model, not a curated record. The transcript is spliced from 10 exons. Gene Ontology annotation, molecular function: serine-type endopeptidase inhibitor activity. Gene Ontology annotation, biological process: hyaluronan metabolic process. Lineage: Eukaryota; Metazoa; Chordata; Mammalia; Chiroptera; Vespertilionidae. The annotation marks the transcript as partial.
AAAUGGCCACCCCCAUUGUUGCAGGCCACAGGGGCCCCACUGCCAGCCCUGCUGUGAAGAAAGCAGGCUGCCUGUGGCUCCCUCUCCCAGCUUCUUGUCUGCCUGUCUUUCUCUUUCCCAGACAAAGGAUGCCCUCCUCAAAAUCCUGGAGGAUAAAAAAGAGGAGGACUACCUGAAUUUCAUCCUGUUCGAUUCCGAUGUGACCACUUGGAAAGACACUUUAGUUCAAGCCACUCCUGAGAACAUCCAGGAGGCCAGGGAGUUUGUGAAGAACAUUAGAGAUCGAGGAAUGACCAACAUCAACGACGGGCUGCUGACAGGCAUCAGCAUGCUGAACAAGGCCCGGGAGGAGCACACAGUGCCAGAGAGGAGCACCUCCAUUGUCAUCAUGCUGACCGACGGGGACGCCAAUGUUGGUGAAAGCAGACCCGCUAAAAUACAGGAGAACGUGCUAAGUGCCAUUGGAGGCAGGUUCCCCUUAUAUACCCUGGGCUUUGGCAACAAUCUGAAUUAUAACUUCCUGGAAAGCUUGGCCCUGGAGAACGAUGGGUUCGCCCGGCGCAUUUAUGAGGAUUCCGAUGCCAACUUGCAGCUGCAGGUAUGCCUUGUCUUGCACCCCUCCAGGAAUGAGGGGCUCACUCCUUCCUCAGGGAGCUGUGCCAUCAGGUGGUCAUUUCACAUGGCAGCCCCUGAACUGAACUGGCCCACCUGGCUUCAGGCCUCCAUUCCUUGCGCCUCUCACCUUGUCCCAUCCCUGCCCCAGGCGCUCACUGACCUGACCUUCACGGAGGAGGUGGACUUGAAGGAGAUGGAGAAGGCCCUGCAGGAGCAGGACUACAUUUUCGGGAGCUACAUUGAGCGGCUCUGGGCCUACCUCACCAUUGAGCAGCUGCUGGACAAACGCAAGAACGCCCAUGGAAGUGAGAAGGAGAACCUCACAGCCCAGGCCCUGGACCUGUCCCUCAAGUACCACUUUGUGACUCCACUGACCUCCAUGGUGGUGACCAAGCCUGAGGACAGUGACAACCAGAUGGCUAUUGCUGACAAGCCUGGCGAAGGGCCCGAGGAAGCAGUGACUGCCGCCACGGCUUACCUGAGUGACCCUUUCUCUGAUGUGCCCUCAGUGGACGGAGACCCCCACUUCAUCAUCCAAGUCCGAGGGAAAAAGGAUGCCAUCUGCUUCAACAUUGAUGAAGAACCAGGCACAGUGCUGCGCCUCAUUCAGGACCCCAUUACAGGCUUAACAGUAAAUGGGCAGAUCAUUGGUGACAAGGGAAACAGCUCUAACUCUAAGAACAGAAAGACUUACUUUGGCAAAGUGGGCAUUGUCAAUUCUCCGAUGGACUUGCGGAUUGAGGUGACCACAGAGAAGAUUACCCUGAAGAAUGGGGCUGCACAGAGUUCUUUCAGCUGGCUGGACACAGUCACGGUCACCUCGGAAAGAGCGUAUCAGCCAUCUCGCCUACCCUGUGUAUCACAGCAUGUCUCUCCCUUCUCCAGGGGCUACCAGAGAGACUACAGGAAGGAUGUCCAUAAUGGCACACAGGUGGGCUGCUGGUUCGUCCACAACAACGGCCAAGGGGUGAUUGAUGGGGUCCACAGCGACUACAUUGUCUCUGACCUGUUCUGAGUGGCUGGCCCAGCUGGCCUGGCAUCUGGAGCAGGGGCACAGAGCCAGGCCUGAGGGAGGGCUGUGACAAUAGAGGCCUCGGUGGAAACCAGACCGCUGCCAGCCUGUGCAUACCUCUCUCGGGCCCUGCUCUGGGGAACACCAGCUGGGACCUGAGGCAGCUCAAAGGAAGGACUGCCUCCUGGGAAGGCAAAAUCCUGGGCCUACCCAGCAAUGUGGCUGAAGGACAGGGCUGGUUGGCAUCACAGUUUGGCAAGUCAAGUGUAUGAUGAAAAAAAUAAAAUAAAAAAUUGACUCUGGAGCAAAGAGUCUCUGAGAA